CACUACAGACGUAACCUUAGUAAAAUUUAUAGAGCCUAGGGUUCCAUUUUGACUUGAAACUUGAAAGACGUAUCUGAUCAAACUCUUUUUUUUCUGCUGAAAUAUCUGAUCAAACUCAAUCGAUUGUUUGUUUGGAAAAGAAAAAUGUCUAAGGAGCACCAAAUUCAAAUUCCCAGAGUGAAAUUGGGAAAACAGGGAUUAGAGGUUUCCAAGUUAGGUUUUGGAUGUUGCGGCCUUUCUGGAGUUUACAAUGAUCCUCUCCCAGAGGAAGCUGGAAUUUCUGUCAUUAAGGAAGCUUUUAAUCGGGGAAUAACCUUUUUUGAUACAUCUGAUUCAUACGGACCCAUUACUAAUGAGAUUCUGGUGGGAAAGGCUUUGAAGCAAUUGCCCAGAGAGAAAAUCCAGCUUGCUACCAAAUUUGGUGUUGUUAAGGUUGCUGUCAGUGGUGUGCAAGUUAAUGGCUCCCCUGAAUAUGUAAGGAAGUGUUGUGAAGCUAGUCUUAAGCGUCUUGAUGUGGACUACAUUGAUCUGUAUUAUCAGCACAGAGUGGACAAAUCGGUACCGAUAGAGGACACUAUGGCGGAACUUGUGAAGUUAGUGGAAGAGGGAAAGAUAAAGUAUAUUGGAUUAUCUGAAGCAAGUCCAGAUACUAUAAGAAGGGCACAUGCUGUUCAUCCAAUUACAGCAGUACAAAUGGAAUGGUCUUUGUGGACUCGCGAUAUCGAAGAAGAGAUAGUCCCACUUUGCAGGGAACUUGGCAUUGCAAUAGUAGUUUAUAGCCCUCUUGGUUGUGGGUUUUUUGGUGGCAAGGCUGUUACAGAAAGCAUUCCUGCAAAUAGUUUCUUGAUUGGACAACCAAGGUUCACUGGUGAAAAUUUAGAGAAGAACAAGGUUCUAUACAAGAGAGUUGCUAACUUGGCUGCUAAGCAUGGCUGCACUCCAGCUCAAUUAGCUUUGUCUUGGGUUCUCCAUCAAGGGGAUGAUGUGAUUCCAAUCCCAGGGACAACCAAGCUCAAGAAUCUAGAUGAAAAUAUUGGAUCCUUGGCAGUGAAAUUCACAAUAGAGGAUGUCAAACAGAUUUCUGAUGCUGUUCCUAUUGAUGAAGUAUCAGGUGCUAGAAUUAGUGAGAAAAUAGACUUGCACUCGUGGAAGUUUGCAAAUACACCUACUAAAAAUAGCAACAUACUGGCAUAGGUUGUGAUUGGGCCAAUCAUAACUAUCCUUAGCCAUGUUAAGAGAUUUUAAAUCCUUAAUUGUUGUAUAUGUUUUAUGUGUAAUUUAUUGCCCCUGAGUAGCAAACUUUUUUGUUGCACCAUAAAAAACUUAAAACAAACAUAAUAUAGUACUUAUCAACUUUGAUAAGAUAUAUGUUUCAAAAAGUGUUUGUAAGGUAUAAUAGGUGUGGCAAUUACCUACUGUUCCAGACAUUAAUCAACUGGCUAUGUCUCUAUUA
This is a messenger RNA of Macadamia integrifolia, 1453 nucleotides long. Its product is annotated as perakine reductase-like. The transcript is spliced from 7 exons. Gene Ontology annotation, cellular component: cytoplasm. The coding region runs from base 145 to 1194 and encodes 349 amino acids. The record is from RefSeq and is a predicted model, not a curated record. Lineage: Eukaryota; Viridiplantae; Streptophyta; Magnoliopsida; Proteales; Proteaceae.